AUGCCACCCCGCCGCUCCGCCCGAGCCGCAGCAGCAGCAGCCACCGUGCCGACUCCUACCCCGCCUCCAGCUCCCGCACCCAAGAAGCGCGCUGCCAAGAACAAGGCACCAACACCCACACCUUCCCCGUCUCCAGCGCCAGUACCAGCGGCAGCAGCAGCGAAGAACACUCAGCCUCUCAAAGCAUGCCGCAUCGUCAUCGGAUUUCCUGGCAAGCUCGGCGCCGACCUCGAGAAGCAGGUGAUCAAACUCGGCGCCAAGACGUCCAACAACGUCACUAAGACGGUCACACACCUCAUCGCCAACACGGCCGACAUUACCGCAGGCUCGGCCAAGGUUGACCGGGCUAAGAUGUUUGGUAUUCCGGUUGUUGAUGAGCGCUGGGUAGACGCUUGCGAGGAAGAGGGCGAGGAGGUCGAUACGGCCAAGUACGUCGCCCUCGCCGCUGGCAGUACCAACGGUACUGCCAACGGUACUGUCAACGGUUCGGCCCCAGUUACGAAUGGGAACGGAAAGAAGAGGGCGGCAGAGAGCGAUGACGAGGACGAGGACAUCAAACCUGCCAAGCGCGGGAAGAAGGCCCAAAAACCCCAGGCCUCCGGCGCUGUUGUGUCUACCAAGCUUCAGGACGAGGCCGACAAGGUCGCGGACAGGGCCGACUCGUCCGGCCAGAAGGCCAAGAAGACCAAGGGCUUCAACGUCCCCCUCGACGAUCACUGUACCCUCGUCAACUACAAGGUGUACAUUGACGACGACGGGACCAUCUACGACGCAAACCUGAACCAGACCAACGCUGGUAACAACAACAACAAGUUCUACCGCGUGCAGCUCCUGCACCGCGGUACCUCGUACAAGACGUGGACUCGGUGGGGCCGCGUCGGCGAAAUGGGCCAGAGCAGUAUUCUCGGCGGCGGCACUCUCCCGGACGCCCUCACUAACUUCAACAAGAAGUUCAAGGACAAGUCGGGGCUGAACUGGGCGCAGCGCAACGACAACCCCAAGCCCAAGAAGUACACAUUCAUUGAGAAGAGCUACGACGACGACUCGGAUGACGAGGCUGGUGACGAUGUCAAGGAGGAAGAGGACGAGGAGGAAUGGGUUCCUCCAGAGUCCAAGCUGGAUCUGCCCACCCAGGAGCUGAUGGCCCUCAUCUUCAACGCCAAGUACAUGAACGCGGCCAUGGCCGACCUCAACUACGACGCAAAUAAGAUGCCACUCGGCAAGCUCUCCAAGUCGACCAUCUUAAAGGGCUUCCAGGUUCUCAAAGACCUCGCGUCGCUUUUUGAUGACAACUCACUCGCCCAGUCGGUGUACGGAACGGCGUACGGGUCUGCCGUUGAGAUGCUCUCCAAUCGCUUCUACUCGUACAUCCCCCACGACUUUGGCCGCAAUCGCCCGCCCAUCAUCAACAACGAGAUUAUGCUCAAGAGAGAGGUUGAGCUUCUCGAGUCGCUCGGAGACAUGAAGGAGGCGGCAGCCAUCAUGAAGGCGGAGCGGCCCAAGGACACCAUGCACGUCUAUGACCGCCAGUUCGACUCGCUGGGCAUGGAGGAGAUGUCGGUGCUGGACAAGGAGUCGACCGAGUUCAAGGAGCUCAGCGCGUACCUCUUGAACAGCAAGGGCGCGACCCACGCCGUCAACUACAAAGUUGAGGAUAUCUUCCGCAUCGAGCGUGCGGGCGAGACGAAGCGCUUUGACGAGAGCAUCUACCCCACCAUCCCCUCCGACCGUCGCCUUCUGUGGCACGGCUCGCGUGCGACCAACUUUGGCGGUAUUUUGUCGCAAGGUCUUCGCAUCGCUCCUCCCGAGGCGCCCGUCUCUGGCUACAUGUUUGGUAAGGGUAUCUACCUCGCGGACAUGUCCUCCAAGUCGGUCAACUACUGCUGCUCGUAUCUCUCGGAUAGAACAGCGCUCCUUCUCCUCUGCGAGGCUGAGCUUGGUGACCCUCUCCAGACGCUCACCGAUGCCUCGUACACCGCUGGCGACACUGCCAAGGCUGGGGGCAUGUACUCGACGUGGGGCCAGGGCAAGGUGGGCCCAUCCAAGUGGAAGUGUGCCGGCGAGGCGCACGAGUCGCUCAAGGGCAUCAAGAUGCCCGACAUCUCGACGCCACCUGGCGACACCAAGGUCCCAGACGCAUACUUGAUGUACAAUGAGUACAUCACGUACGAUGUCAACCAGGUCAAGCUGCGCUACCUGUUCCGCGUCAAGACGUAG
Cutaneotrichosporon cavernicola is the source of this 2217-nucleotide messenger RNA. RefSeq lists its product as uncharacterized. Gene Ontology annotation, biological process: protein poly-ADP-ribosylation; double-strand break repair. Lineage: Eukaryota; Fungi; Basidiomycota; Tremellomycetes; Trichosporonales; Trichosporonaceae. The coding region runs from base 1 to 2217 and encodes 738 amino acids. The transcript has 5 exons. The record is from RefSeq and is a predicted model, not a curated record. Gene Ontology annotation, molecular function: NAD+ poly-ADP-ribosyltransferase activity; NAD+-protein mono-ADP-ribosyltransferase activity. Gene Ontology annotation, cellular component: nucleolus.